Messenger RNA from Ipomoea nil (Japanese morning glory), 1562 nucleotides. Its product is annotated as coleoptile phototropism protein 1-like. Lineage: Eukaryota; Viridiplantae; Streptophyta; Magnoliopsida; Solanales; Convolvulaceae. The coding region runs from base 23 to 1531 and encodes 502 amino acids. The transcript has 2 exons. The record is from RefSeq and is a predicted model, not a curated record.
UCCGUCGAAAUUAAAUUAAAAGAUGGAAGAAUUGAAGAUGGCGACGGCGUUGCCGGAAUCCGGCACAUUGUCAAGCUGCAAGCCGAUGGGUGAAUGUUGGUUUGACGACGCAUGCAUUCUCGACAUGGACUAUUUCGUGAAGACCCUGUCGGGCAUCAAAGCCAAGGGUGUCCGCCCGGAGCUCAUCGGCUCAAUAAUAACUCACUACGCUUCAAAAUGGCUCCCGGAACUAACCGGCGGCGGCGGCAGCGAGGAGAGCAUCGAGAAAGGCGGCCACCUAAUUAUUAAGUUUGAAGAGUCGUCGUCGUCGUCAGUAGCGGAAAGCGUGAGUGCAUCGUGGAUGAAGAAAAGGUUUUUCGUGGAGACCCUUAUCGGCAUUCUCCCGCCGGAGAAAGACUCCAUCCCUUGUAAUUUCCUGUUGAGGCUACUGCGUAUCGGUAACAUGGUGGGAGUGGAGGCGGCAUACAGAGCGGAGCUGGAGAAACGGAUUUCGUGGCAGCUGGAGCAGGCAACGCUAAGAGAGCUAAUGAUACCGUCGUUUAGCCACACGUGCGGAACAGUGCUGGACGUGGAGCUUGUUCUCAGGCUGGUUAAGAGAUUUAUUGUGAGCUUAGAAGAUCAGGCGGCGGUGAUGAGAUGUAGUGGAAGUAGUAGUAGUGGAGCACCACCUCUAAAUCUAAAUCUAAAUCUAAUCAAGGUGGCUAAGCUUGUGGAUGAUUACCUUGCGGAAGCCGCGGUUGACUCCAAUUUGACCAUGUCUCAAUUUAUUGCACUUGCUGCGCCCAUACCAACCCAUGCUCGACCUACGGAUGAUGCUCUGUAUCGAUCAAUUGAUACCUACCUCAAAGCUCAUCCAGGAGUGUCCAAGGAGGAAAGAAAGAGGGUAUGCAAAUUAAUUGAUAGCCGAAAGCUUUCAGCAGAGGCGUCCAUCCACGCAGCUCAAAACGAGCGUUUGCCGGUGCGAACCGUAAUCCAAGUCCUCCUGUCGGAGCAAACCAAGCUGAGCAAGCAGCUGAUGCGACAGUUGGAGUGGAGCGGAGGAUCCUUCAUCAGUGCAAGCGCUGGCGCUAGCGGGGGGACAUGUCCACGGAGCCCAAACCCCCCGGCCCCGGGGGCGCAGCAGCAGCAGCAGGAUCCGCGCUGCAUGUCAAAGCGGGAUAUGAAUACAAUUAACAUUCAACACCUGGAAAUCAAGAAGCUCAAGGAGGAGGUUCUGAGGCUGCAAACUCAGUGCAUCAAUAUGCAGGCACAAAUUGAGAAGCUACUUGAGAUCAGCAGCAGGAAAAGAGGUAGUAGUAGUAGUGGUUAUGGUUUCUUUAGCAGCUGGAAGAAAUUUGGACAGCUUAACAAGGGGAUAAUAAUUACUACUAGUAGUAGUAAGUUGGGAUCUGAAGUUGAGGGAGAAGGCGGCGGGGGGAAUAUUGCCGCAAUUGGCGGCGGGUUCGGGAGACAAACCCCCACGCCCAUGGAUACCAAGGCUAGGCUUGUACGGGGUAGGACUUCCACCAAGUGGAGGAAAUCUUUGUCUUAACUCUUAAUAAUUACCUACCGAUACAUGCUGA